This is a messenger RNA of Priapulus caudatus, 1088 nucleotides long. RefSeq names its product putative deoxyribonuclease TATDN1. The coding region runs from base 61 to 915 and encodes 284 amino acids. Gene Ontology annotation, molecular function: 3'-5'-DNA exonuclease activity. The transcript has 5 exons. Gene Ontology annotation, cellular component: cytosol. The record is from RefSeq and is a predicted model, not a curated record. Lineage: Eukaryota; Metazoa; Priapulida; Priapulimorpha; Priapulimorphida; Priapulidae.
CCCAGGGCGGGUGUCUCGUGCUUCAGAUUUAUAGAUAUAGGUGUAAACCUAACAGAUGGCAUGUUCAGGGGAGUCUACCAUGGAUCUCAGAAGCACCAGGAUGACUUUACCGACAUGUUAAAGAGAGCAGUAGACGUUGGCGUAAAAAAGCUCAUCGUAACCGGCGGAAGUUUAGAAGACAGUACGCAGGCACUGGAACUUGCCAACUCGAAUGACUUGCUGUACGUUACUGUGGGCUGUCAUCCAACACGAUGCCAGGAGUUUGAGAAACAUGGAGUAGAUGGAUACGUUAGCAAUUUAUUGAAACUCAUCAAUGACAACAAGGGAAAGGUGGUAGCCGUUGGCGAGUGUGGCCUCGACUACGACAGACUCCACUUCUGUCCCAAGGACACGCAGCUGAAGUACUUUGAGAAGCAGUUUGAUCUCGCCGAGGUGACGCGACUCCCGAUGUUCCUGCACAAUCGCGGCUCUACCGACGACCUGGUCUCCCUGCUACGCAAGCAUCGACACCGGUUCACCGGCGGAGUUGUGCACUCAUUUGACGGAUCGAUGGAAGACGCCAAGAAGAUUCUGGACCUGGAUCUAUACAUUGGCAUCAAUGGCUGCUCGCUAAAGACACAGGAGAAUCUUGCUGUCAUGUGCUCCAUACCGACCGAUAGGCUUAUGAUAGAGACAGACGCCCCCUGGUGUGAAGUCAAGGCAACACACGCAGGAUACAAGCAUGUGAAGACAACAUUUCCAUCGAAGAAGAAGGACCGGUGGCAGGAGGGUCAGUGCGUGAAGGGGAGGAACGAGCCGGCAAACAUCGUUCAGGUGCUAGAGGUGAUGUCAGGUGCCCGUGGCACGAGUGCAGACCAACUCUGCGAUGCCCUGUACGAAAACACGGAGAAACUUUUCUUCGGCAAAGACACCUGAUCGGAGAACGACAACAUCGCAUGUGAACCUACUGAUUACAGCUUCACGGUACAUGAAUGCAUCGAGAAUUUUCUAUGGCCUCACAGCAGUAGAGUUGGAUACAGGAUAUAUGCACCUGCUGUUUUUGCUUCUAUGGCCUCACAGCUUGUGGAUGUGUGUAAUAGAACAGUGGC